GGGUCUGAUAUGGAGGCAAAGGAUGAGGAUGAUUAUAACGACCUGGAGAUAGACACGCCCUCUGGUCACCAGUUCCAUGACGUAAACAAUGUAUUUAAUAUGGAGGAUAGGAUGUUCCCGCUAGAAUCAGAAUCAGGAUAUCUGCCACCUGAUUGCCUGCUGUCCACAGCCUCACCCUUGGUGAUGUCAACGUUCCUGACCCCAGCUAACCCGCUUCCCCUCGAUCACCACCCUUGGGGCUCCAUUGGCAGAUAGGCCGAGACCAAGAGUCCCCAAUGAUGGCUGACUGAAUAUGGCCUCCCUGCUACUGAGUGAUCAAGAUCCUGCUCCUGCUUCCCAGCGGACUGGUGUAUCAACGUUUGAGGGACUGGGGGAGACAACUGCACCACUUUUCGGUAGCCAGCCUGUGUCUGUUGUGCCUGCUGCACCCACAGAGGGUAGCAUCACUCCAGAGGAAGUGUCGGGGAUCAGCAGCUCGGGGGCGGUCACUGUCCAGUCAUCAGCGAGUUCAGAAGAGUUAGCUGGGUCAGGCCUAGAGAAAUUGCCCACCACUUCAUCUCCAAUCAUCAGUCAUGAGACAGCACAGUCCAUCAACUCGGGCCGUCACAGUUUCCCCAUGGAUGGCGCUUCAAUGCUGGAGAGUGCCACUGGGAUGUCGGACGUCCCCACUUCCACCUCCGGGCCCCUUGACCCCAACGCCCCACUCCUGCCUAGCAGUUUUCUCAGCUCCCUAGACCCUGAGUCCAUCCCCCUCCCCAGUCUUGUCACGGAGGGUGCCAUAGGUGGUUCAAACUUGUGGAGCGUACAACCCUCUACCCGGACUAUCCCCACCACUACCACUACCACCAUAACCACUAUAGACUCGACAGGGUCUAUGGAAGGACCGUCUUCCUCACGCAGUGCAUCAGCUCCAUUAAAAAUGGAACAUGCACAGUCGACAGUUAAUUCCAUCACUACCUGUACAGACUUUUCUAAAAUAUCUCUUGGGCGCUCUUCAAGAACUUAUCAAGAUGAAGAUAGGAACAAAAAAGAUCCAUCCGAAAGGGAAUUGCUGUUAGCCUUAUCAGAUUCAGAAACAGUUUCUUCUGGUGAGGAGAUAGCUGGGGAUCCAUUCAAUUACUGCAAUAUUGCAGUUCUCCUCAAGACAUUUAAGCCCUAUUUUGAAAUCCGUGGAUCUGCUUUUAACCAGUGGAUCGAUAAAUUGAAGUUGAAGGAGCUUACAACUCUAAAGACUAUGUUCAAGUAUGUUAAGGAACAGACCUGGAAAUCAGUGAUCAUAUUUUUCCUCUGUGGCAAAACACAAAUAAUGAAGAAAGACUGCUUUGGAAACCCGUUUGAAAGAUUGCUGAACUUCGCCAAAAGAGACCACCUGUUGGAAUAUCAGCAAUACUAUUCAGAGGUUGAAGAAAGACCACCAUCACAUGACAUAAUUAAUGGAAUGAUUCGUAGAAAGUUAAAAGCAGGAAAAUGUUCCUUUCAAGAAGCAGUCGACUGGGUUUUGAGUGGGAAUGUCAGUGAUGAACCUCGACCAUAUUGGCUCUCAAAAACAACUCCUUUUCUGGCAUUCCAUCUGUAUGGCGUGUUAGAGAAUUCAUCACAAUUACCACUCACACUGGACUACAAUGGGAUAUUAUACAAGCUAGCUGGUGUGAUAUUCCAUAGAUCAGAUAAGCCAAGCGGAGGUAAUGAUCACUACGUCGUCAGAGCGUUUGACCCCAAACAAGAAAUAUGGGUCUAUAAUACUGAAUCUGAUGGUGGCUGGGAGAAAGAUGAUGGGGAUCCGAGGACAAACUCUGAACAUACGUUCACUUUGUCAACUGUUGUGUAUAUCAUAGCAGUUCCACCAGAAAGCAUUAUUUCUCUAUCUACAAAGGCACAAUGUAUCAAACCACCACAAGAUAUAUAAUUAUGAUCACAUUAAACAAAUGAAGUGGUUGAUAUUCAAGCUGUGUAUAUUAAUCUAAAUGAUGAAACAGCCUGUCUGAUUGGAUGAUUAUCUUUAGGUGUUGCAUGAACAAUACUAAGAAAAAAUCACCAUUUUACAAUGUAUGUCAUAUACUUGCUAUGACAAUGUAUGUACCGAUUCACUUAGCUGUGCAGAUAUGUCCAAUUGGUUUGUGGUGCUGUACAAAUAAUCAGGGGGUUGAUUCCAGUCAGAAACACAACCAUCUCAAGACCGUACAUGUGUCAUGGCCUUUGGUACUUUGAUUUGUAUAGUUGUACAUUCCAUUUGAGAAUUUAUUUUAAUGCAAAAUUUUGGUAUGUUGUUAAUAUUUGUACAUCAAUAUAUUUUUCAUAGAAAUCUGAUUUCCU
Molecule: messenger RNA, 2313 nt
Organism: Mizuhopecten yessoensis (Yesso scallop)
Lineage: Eukaryota; Metazoa; Mollusca; Bivalvia; Pectinida; Pectinidae
Exons: 12
Coding region: 293-1906 (537 amino acids)
Source: RefSeq, a predicted model, not a curated record